AUGUCUACUACGGAUAACUGGAUUAAAUUAUAUCGAUGGUGGCAAGAACAUUUAAAAACUCGUUUUAGUUCACCAACAGUCAUUGAUGAUCAUCAAUAUUUAUUACAACGUCGUCCUUCAUUGAAAAAUUCACAACUAAUAAAAAUUAAGAAACGUUCAUCCUAUGGUGAAAUUGAUCAACGUCAGCUUGGAAAUAACGAUUUUCGACAUGUACGUGAUAGCAUCCGAGGAAAGAAUCCUCUAACAACACGAAUUACACCAAUAAUUAUAACUAAUAAAAGACAUCAAUUUCGGCGAUCAACAACAUAUGAUAUAUCAUCGGAAGAAAUUGAAUCUAAUGAAAAUAAAAUAAUCCCAACCAAAAUAACAUCAAUGAAUAAAAAACGUACUCAAUAUUCACGGCGAUUAUCACUUGUUAAAUUUGAAUUAUCAUCUGUCAAUUCAAAUGGAACCAAAGAUGAACAAAAACCUACAGUUCCAUCUUGUAGUCCUAAUCUUAUUCAAAAAUUACUCUUCAGACAAUUUAGUCCAAAAACUCGUCCUUAUGCAAUUGGUGUUUCUUCUGAUGAUAAUGUAUCAACAACAAUUCUCACAAAUGAACAAUCUCCUAAUCGACGACGAACAAAUGUUUUAAGUAAAAAACAAUCAUGUGCUAGUUUAACAUCGGCAAAUAAUUCGAAACAAAAUGGUGGUGAAACAUUAUUAGUACCAUUAUUUAAUAAAGCAUUAUCAAAAAGUCAACAAUCUGAUUUAAAUUCUUAUUUAUCAAAACGUCGUAAUACAACUGGAAGUAUAUCAUUUAAUAAAGUUGUUGAUGUUAAAAAUAUUUCCAAUGGAAAUAAUUUAAAAAUAACAUCAGCUAAUAAUUCAAAUAAUAAAAUUUCAACUGAAAAUAUUUUUCAAACAGUUGAAGAAUCGGAUUUUCUUGGAACGAAACAUUUAAUUCAAACAAAUGAAAAUAUUAUUAAUUCAUAUAAUGAUUAUGAUUGGUGUCCGUUGGAUAUAGCUAUUAUGCUUAAUAAUAUUCCAAUGGUACGACUUCUUUUACAUUAUGGUGCUAAUGAAAGUGAAAAAAUUCAACCAGAAGAAAUUCGUUAUCAAAGUGUUUGUCAACAAUUAUCAAAUCUUUCUGAACAGAUUUGUGAUGAAUCAAUAAAAAAAUAUUCAUCAAAUCGAUUAACACCAGAUGAUGCAUCAUUACGUCGUUUAUCACCAUCAUCCGACAAACAACAUCGUCAUCGUCGUACUAGUAAAAGUCAAUUACACUAUCAAUUAAAUCAACAACGUUCAUUAAUGUUAUCACAAAUGAAAGAUAAUUAUGAACAAGCAGAUAUUCCGGAUGCACCAACAAAUGUUCGUUUAAUGGUAACUGGUUCCGAUAAUAUAACAGUAACAUUUGAUGAACCACUUCGAUCAAAUGGAGUUAUGGUUAUUAAAUAUAAAAUUGAAUGGAGUUUUGAUGAAUAUUUUCAUGAUAUAUCAUUUGAUAUAAUUAAAAAUUGUUUUCUACGAGAAUAUAUUAUUCGAAAUCUUCCUGUUGGACAAAAAUGUUAUGUACGUGUAUCAGCUGGAAAUAUGAAAGGUUUUGGUCAAACAGUUCUUGCUAAUCCACCUUAUUGUGUACCAUCGAAUUGGCGUGAAUUUUCCAAAACAUCACGUACAAAUAUAUGUGAUUUACGUUUUGAAGAAAUUCUUAAUAAAAUACUCACUGAACGUGAACGAGAAGGAAAUGAACCAAAUGAAACACCAAAUAUUAGAAAUCGUCGUCGAAGUUAUGGAAAUCUUCGAAAAAAUCUUCGUCAGUUAUUUCAAUUCUAUCCUCGAUUAGCAAGAUCAAUGAAACGAGGUCUUUAUUUAGUAUCAGUCAUGGUAAAUGGUGAUCGAAUAUUAGUAACAAAUGAAGAUGUUUUACCCAUGGUUGAAGUUGAUGAAAAUUAUGGUCAUAAUUUAUUAGGAGAUUUUCAAUGGUUUAUGAAAUUAACAUUUGUUUGGGAUGAUUUAAAAAAUUUAAGACCUGAUUUAGAACGAUGUUUAAGUGUAACAUCAUUUUAUUUAAGAAUUAAACUUGUUCAAGCAGCAAUUGAACUUCAAACAUUAGAAGAAAUAAAUAAUCUUGGUCGUCUUCAUCAUACUUAUAUUCGUGAUAAUGAUGGUAAUGUAGCAUUUAUAUUAAUCAAUGAUUUAUCAUCGGAUACACGUGCAAAUAUUUGUCCAUCAAAUUUAAAAUGGAUAACAAUGACAAAAUUUUUUGAAACAAUCAAAGAAUCAACAAAUAAUUCUUGUCUUCAACAAAUAACUGAAAAACUUCCAAAUAUGAUUGAUUUUUAUCAUGCAUCAAUGCGUCGUCUAGAUUCUGGUUUAUAUGUUGCAUAUUUAAAAAUGCAAAAUAGUGUCGAUUCUGUACGUGUUAUGGUUAAUAAAUUUAUGCCCGGUUCAUUACCAUGUACAAAAAUACGUUCAAUUGCAAAUGUAUCUCGAGAUGAAUGGGAAUGGUUACAUAAUAAUAAUAAUGAAAGUUCAACAGAUGAUGAAUCUUCAGAUAAUAGUCUUGAAUUAUUUAAAACUCAAUUUCGUCAUGCAGCAAAAGAAUUAUUUAUUAUACUUAAUCUUCCUGAAACCCAUUUUUCAAAUAGUCGAAUAUAUGAUUCACAAGUUGUAGAAAUACGUGAUGAUUUAUCAUUAAUUAUUUUAAUGUCAACAGCUGAUGAAGUUAAUAUACUUUCUGCACCUUCCAAUCAUUCAUUUUCAUCAUUUAUUUAUUUACCUUUAUAUAUUUUUGAAGUUUUGCAACAUUUAAGUAAUAAUUAUCGUUUCAUAUGUCAAUAUAGUCGUGUAUCAAUUUGUCUUGAUUUUGAAUUAAUUUGUGCACAACAAAAUCAACGUGAAGCAUUUUCAAUCAAUGAAUUAGAUGAAACACGUUAUCGUCUUAAUCAUUUAUUAUCUUGUCAACAAGAUCUUGAUGAUAUAUGGCGUUUAUCACGUUGGCUUGUACAUGUUAUAAAUUGUGCGAAAGAUAAAACAUAUUCUGGUAUAUCACUUAAAUCAUUUCAAUCAUCAACAAAUUUUAAUCAAAUCAAAACUGAUGUACAAUUAUUUCAAUCAGAAAAUUAUUCAAUGAAAAAAAGUGAUAGUGGUUUUAUAGAUAUUGAUGAUCAUUCAAUUGAAUUAACAUUUUAUAUAUCAUUAUUAUCAUCAAAUACAUAUAAUCCAUUUAAAAUUCGAUUAAAUAAAAUGACAAAAUUAAAUGAUAUUUUACAAAUUAUUUUAAAAGAACAAGAAAAACAUUUUUUUCAAUUAAAUUCAUCAAUAAAUUUUGUUUGGAUACGUUCAAAUGGACGGGAAUAUAUAAUUGAAGAAAAUUUAACAGCUUACGAUAUACAAAAACGUCUUGGAAAUUUUGGUGGACAAAUUUAUUUACGUGCAAAAGAUUUAUCAAUAGGACAUUCGUCACAAUCCAUUGAAAAAACACCAUGGUUAUUUGCACCAACAUCAGAGACACAUUCAGGAUUACCUGGAUCAAAUUUAAGCUUAAAUAUUUAA
Adineta steineri is the source of this 3540-nucleotide messenger RNA. The record is from the annotation of a GenBank genome assembly. Lineage: Eukaryota; Metazoa; Rotifera; Eurotatoria; Adinetida; Adinetidae.